This is a messenger RNA of Siniperca chuatsi (mandarin fish), 2434 nucleotides long. RefSeq names its product hyaluronan and proteoglycan link protein 4 (gene hapln4). Gene Ontology annotation, biological process: cell adhesion. The record is from RefSeq and is a predicted model, not a curated record. Bases 340 to 1533 code for a protein of 397 amino acids. The transcript is spliced from 7 exons. Gene Ontology annotation, molecular function: hyaluronic acid binding. Lineage: Eukaryota; Metazoa; Chordata; Actinopteri; Centrarchiformes; Sinipercidae.
GUGUGACACUCAAUAAGUGACACUCUAACGGGCUUCAAUAAUGCACAGGAAAACAUUCACAAACAUUAAAGGAGUGUGAAAUCGUGGCUGUGAUUGACUUGUCUACACAGUCUGCACAAUCAAAUGUGUGCUGCGUCAUUGGAGGACUGCGGGACCCACAAACACCGCUGGUUCCCCUGCAGUGCGAGAGAUCUGCGAUGGGACUGGAAACAAAAAGAGAGAGAGAGGGAGGGAGAGAGGAGAGUGCUGCUGCAGAACAACAUUUAGCCUGGCUGAGGAGUUAAACGGCACACAGCGGCACAUCUGCUUCAUCCAGGCAUUAAUCCUGUUGUGAUAGCCAUGUUCUCAAAGCAGCCAUGGCCUCUGGCCUUUGGGAAAAUGUCCUUUGUGGUUUUCAUCUUGACUUCUGCCCUCUCAGUGACUUCCCUGCCUGCUGACAUAGAGAAGGGAAGGAGAAAGGUGGUGCACGUGCUCGAGGAUGACACCGGAGCGGUGAUAGUGCAGACAGCUCCUGGUAAAGUGGUGACACAUCGUGGUGGCUCCAUCACUCUGCCCUGCAGAUUCCACCAUGAGCCGGAGAACAUCGAUCCUGCUCGCAUUCGGAUUAAAUGGACCAAAGUGACUGAUGCGCUGCAGUUUGAGGACGUCUUUGUGGCACUUGGAAGGCAGCAGCGUGUGUUUGGAUCGUACAGAGGCCGUGUGUUUUUGGAGCAGGCAGGACCAGGUGAUGCCUCAGUGAUCAUUCAAAAUGUCACACUGGAGGACUAUGGACGCUACGAGUGUGAAGUCACGAAUGACAUGGAAGACGAUACAGGAUUUGUCAACCUUGACUUAGAAGGAGUGGUGUUUCCCUACUACCCCCGUGAGGGGCGCUAUAAGCUCAACUACCACCAAGCGGAGGAUGCCUGCAAACAGCAGGAUGGCAUUCUGGCCUCCCACCCUCAACUGCACAAGGCCUGGCUGGAAGGACUAGACUGGUGUAAUGCUGGAUGGCUGGAGGAUGGCUCAGUCCAGUACCCUAUCUCUCAUCCCAGAGACCAGUGCGGCCGCAAGGACACCCCCGCUGGCGUUCGUAACUAUGGCUACAGGCACAAGGAGGAUGAGCGCUAUGAUGCUUUCUGCUUCACUUCCAAGCUCAAUGGCAAAGUGUAUUUCCUCAAACGCUUCAAGAAGGUGAACUAUGCGGAGGCGAUGAAGGCUUGCAUUCGAGAUGGCUCAGUGGUGGCCAAAGUGGGUCAGCUGUACGCUGCAUGGAAGUUCCAGCUUCUGGACCGCUGUGAAGCUGGCUGGCUGGAGGAUGGCAGCAUCCGUUACCCCAUAGUCAACCCCCGCUCUCGCUGUGGAGGAUCCCAGCCAGGCGUCCGACACCUAGGCUUCCCUGAUAAAAAAUUCCGCCUCUAUGGGGUCUACUGUUUCCGCAAGAACAAGGAUGAAACAGCAGGUGGUACUGAAACAACAAAAAGCACUACAGAUAGUUUGACAAGGAGGAAGAGCAGCAACAGCAUCCCCAUGAAUGUUACGAGGGUGAUUUAAAGUGGAAAGACUGAUUUUAAAGCAACAUCUGUCGCCUAGCAGCCAGUCUCCAUCCAUUGCUUUUAAAGUAAAACACUCACAGACAAGAUGUACUCAUUUGCAGAUUUGCCAGAGAGAAGUAGCAAGGCUGUUUAAAAUUAAGGGUGACAUCUUUAUUAGGGUGAUAUUCCUUUCAUCUCCAGUCAGUCAAUCAUCUUAAGAAGUGAGCAUGUUAGCACAUCUGUCACUGGAAAACUGUAACAUUAAACAGCAGCUUGAUCAUCACUCAGGCACACAUCAGAUCAGAGAGUUUGCCAUGAAUACCCUUUUUCACAUGUGUGUGGAUCAUAUUUUGGCCCCCGCUGAGCUCUGAGCUCCAGUCUGAGCCAGAAUCCCAGUGCCAGGGUGAAAACAUUCAUUACUGGGUGAGAUGGGAUGAUCUGCCUGACUUUAUGGAAAAAAUCCGAGAUCCCCUUUAAGUUUAGAUUCUACCAAGUGUAAUUGCCUGUACCCGGAUGCCAUGCUUGGUUAGCAACCCUUUGGCACAAUGUGAGUCAUUUUUCUCAUUAAUUAAGACCUGAAAAUCUAAUCAUCAGAGCUGAACAGGCCAAGUAAUAAAUAUUGCACAAGCUCUAAAAUAUUUUAAAUAUUUAAAUACAUAGAGCUUUAUUUUAUGAUAGCAUCUUAGCUUAAGUGAGCAUGUAUUGCUUGUCUAAGAGUAGUUGCUGAGGCUGAAUAGGCAGAAAUACAAAGCUACAAUACUUGCUAUUUACCUCACAUACUGCACUUCUAAGCAAUCUCCAAAUGCACUAUAAAUGUUACAUGCAGCGACCUUUAUUACAGAGUAUGUUUGCCACUACAGAAUGGAUGAAUGUUCUGGGAAAAAAUAUAUUAAUUAAAGUCUUGAAAUUGUUGAUUUGAA